AUAGAACCUCUGGACUUGGAGAAGGAGAAGGAGGAGAGAAAGGAAGAGGAAGAAAGAGCGACGCAGAGGAGGAUGGUUCUCCUGCAACAGGUACUCACCGCCUCAUCGAUCGUCCUGCUCUUUGUACUAUGGCGGCGCAAGAGACUGUCUCUUCUGUCAAGGUACCCGGACUUCCUCCCCGGCUCCUCCCUUUCAGACGUGCCUUACGUUCUCCUCGACGCCCUGUCCUCUGUCGGACCCACACCGUAUCUCGCAGCCAAGCACGCACGGCUGGGCCCCACAAUUCGCACAGGCCCGCAGCGACUGCAUCUGGCACAAGCGAGCCCCGGCCUACUUCGCGCGUUGGGUCGGUGCGACAAGGCGCCUUCCUAUGCCGGCUUCGACAUCGGCGGCCAUGCCACGCUCUUUAGCGAACGGACACGGGAGCGGCACAGUGCGCGCGGCAAGCUUGCCCCGCAUUUCUUCUCCUCGGCCAACGCCGAGCUGCGGGAGAAAGUGCUGCAUAGAAACGCUCAGAGGAUUUGCGAGCACAUCGAGGCGAGACUAGCGGCGAGCGAGAGGGAGGGCGGCGGCGACGGCAGCGGCGGGGGUGGCAGCGAGGGCAAGGGCGAAGUCAAGAUCAAUCUGCUGGGCGUCUUUAGGGCCUACGCCGUCGACACGGCCUCGGAGCUCCUCUUUGGACGGGCCUAUGGUGCCAUCGACGAGCUCGGCCAGCAGAGAGCCGCAGGGGCGCAACUGGAGCAACCAUCGAUUGGCCGCGUCAAUGACCACUUCAACGCGGCAGUGCCGCUUGCCCUUUGGAUAGGACCGCUUGCGCGCGCAGUUUCGACCCUGCGCGCUUAUAUGCCUAGCAUACAGAAGCUGUCUGCGGACGAAUUGGCAUCGCUGGAGGAAUUUGACCGCUACGUCGACGCUGUGAUCGACCAGAAGUCCAAUGAAGGGCCGUUGGACGUCGAGGGGCCACAGACAGAUUACGUGUCCUCCCUGGCUGCCUCACAGCUGUACCGGUCCCUCUCGCGCACAGAGCAAAAGGCAGCACUCGUGGCCGAGACGUGCGACGUCCUCUUUGCAGCGACGGAGUCGCUAGCCACGACGCUCGCCGUCGGCCUCUGCCACAUUGCUCGCUUGUUUGGCACUGGUCAGAAGCGCAGUGACGACGAAGAAGAGAGCAGCAGCAGCCUCGGCACGCUCCUUGGAGACGCCUACCUGAGGGCCGUCGUCGACGAGUGCCUCCGGAUUGCGUCGCCCGUACCCAGGGCGCUGGACCGCAUCAUUGGGCCCCGCGGCCUGGUCCUCGACGACGGCGCCCUUCUCGCGCCCGGGACCAUCGUCGGCGUCUCGCCUGAGUGCUUCCAUCGGCAGCCGCGAGAAACCUUUCGCCCCGGCGACACUACCUCUACCUUUGACCCUGAGCGCUGGCUCGACGACGGGCAAAAUGCUUCACACAUUGCAUUUGGUCUCCCGGGCCAUCGCGCAUGUAUCGCAAAGAACCUGGCCAUGGCUGAGCUCUCGAUGAUGAUCUCGGCCUUUUGCCGCAACUUCACCAUUCUCCCCGGGUUGGAGACGCGCAUCGAGCCCAGAGACUUCUGGAACAAGGGCUUCAAGAAUGGCAUGGUAAACGCCGUCGUUGGUAGGAAUAAAUGAAUAAUGUUACUGUACAGUAAUAUGAUACAAGAAGUACACCUGC
Messenger RNA from Acaromyces ingoldii, 1687 nucleotides. RefSeq names its product cytochrome P450. Gene Ontology annotation, molecular function: oxidoreductase activity, acting on paired donors, with incorporation or reduction of molecular oxygen; iron ion binding; monooxygenase activity. The transcript has a single exon. NCBI's taxonomy places the organism in Eukaryota, Fungi, Basidiomycota, Exobasidiomycetes, Exobasidiales, Cryptobasidiaceae. The coding region runs from base 73 to 1644 and encodes 523 amino acids. The record is from RefSeq and is a predicted model, not a curated record.